AUGAAAUUCCCGGGCUCCGUGCUGGCGUCCGUGUUCCUGUUCGUGGCCGAGACGACGGCGGCGCUGUACCUGAGCAGCACCUACCGCUCGGGCGGGGACGGCAUGUGGCAGGCGCUGACGCUGCUUUUCUCGCUGCUGCCCUGCGCUCUCGUGCAGCUCACGCUCCUCUUCGUGCACCGCGACUUCAGCCGCGACCGCCCGCUCGUGCUGCUGCUGCACCUGCUGCAACUCGGGCCGCUCUUCAGGUGUUUUGAAGUCUUCUGCAUCUAUUGUCAGUCAGGCCACAUCGAAGAGCCAUAUGUCAGCAUCACUAAGAAGCGACAGAUGCCAAAAAAUGGCUUCUCAGAAGAAGUUGAGAAGGAGGUGGGCCAGGCCGAGGGCAAGCUCUUCACUCACCGGUCUGCGUUCAGUCGCGCAUCGGUGAUCCAGGCCUUCCUGGGCUCAGCCCCCCAGCUGACUCUGCAGCUGUAUAUAAGCACCCUGCAGCAGGACGUCACUAUCGGAAGAUUCCUGAAGACUGAGGACGGUAACGCAGUGACACAGCUGCUGAUCUGGCCAGGCAGCGUAGACUUACCGAAGUAUUUGACCCCUAUAAUGGGUUCCCCAAUCACUAUGAAGUUCAAAGGGGAUUCCCCAAAAGAGCAGGCCUCCCUCAUCUAUGCGCAGCACUGGGGACUAGAUGAGGCUGUGGGCUCUGGUACCCGGGCCUCACCACUCCCUGGGUUGGGGCACGGCUUCCACCUGAGAGUAGGUGUUAUCCUCAAAGAGGCGGCUCAGGUGCUGGUUGUUGCCCAGGGCCCUCUGCACUUGUUCUGGGGUGCUGUGCAUUUUGUGGUUGUUCGGGGCCUCCUGGCCUGCCAGCUCCAGGAUGUUGGCCAUCAG
Molecule: messenger RNA, 882 nt
Organism: Odobenus rosmarus divergens (Pacific walrus)
Lineage: Eukaryota; Metazoa; Chordata; Mammalia; Carnivora; Odobenidae
Product: membrane transport protein XK-like
Exons: 4
Cellular component (GO): membrane
Source: RefSeq, a predicted model, not a curated record